AUGAGGCCUUACACUAUCUUCGCCUUGCUCUUCUCCCAUAUAUUACUAGCCUCACCUAUCACCAACGCACACGUCAUUCCGCAAAACGCCCACGCUGAAGCUCUUGGCCCAGCUACCAACAUCUCCUCCCUGCUCCUGGAGAAGCGAGACGAGAUCGACGACUGGAAUAACAACCACCCCGAAAACCGCAUCGCGGCCUGGUACAUAUGUCCGGACCCGCGCGUCCUCUACACAGUCUUCAACGCCGCGUCGAUAUGGCAGGCCUUCAACCGCGGGGUAUGGUUCUCGCAACACACAAACGAAGCCCGUCCGCGCUGGAGCGGCGUAGAAUUCCCACACACCAUCCUGCUUGAACAGUACCGCGCACAGCGCGUGGACCUCGGCCGCGUCGACGGCGAGAUAUACCUGUUUCCCUUGGACCCGGGGCCCCUGGGCGAGUGGCCCGGUCUGCCUGGUUCGCCUGUGACCGGGCCCCCUGGCCAGCAUAGGGUCGUUUUCGACGAGCGUGGCGUGUUUGCCGGCGUCGCGGUGCUGUUUACGGGGGAGGCUGAGGGGGUUAGAUUGGUUUGGUGUUAUCCCAUGCUUGAGUAUGGCGCGAGGGACGUGGGCGCGACGGCGGAGGGCAAUACAGGGGUUGAUGAGGCGUGGAGGGAUGCGUAUGAUGGACUGCAUUACUUGUAUGCGCCUGAUCCCGCGGGUGGCUCGCGGCCGCCGAGUCCUAGGGGGUAGGGGACUGGUCGGUCCUAGGGCUUUAGGCGUGGAUGUUUCCUGGGAGUUAACUUAUGCUUUCUGGUCGGUAUUGUUUCAAGGUGAUUAACAUCAAUUUCAAUGAUAUACUAAAGUUCAAAUUUAUAUAGUUAAAGCAGUAAAUAACAAAUUCG
Molecule: messenger RNA, 881 nt
Organism: Annulohypoxylon truncatum
Lineage: Eukaryota; Fungi; Ascomycota; Sordariomycetes; Xylariales; Hypoxylaceae
Exons: 2
Coding region: 1-729 (242 amino acids)
Source: RefSeq, a predicted model, not a curated record